This is a messenger RNA of Emiliania huxleyi CCMP1516, 461 nucleotides long. RefSeq lists its product as hypothetical. The annotation marks the transcript as partial. NCBI's taxonomy places the organism in Eukaryota, Haptophyta, Isochrysidales, Noelaerhabdaceae. The record is from RefSeq and is a predicted model, not a curated record. The transcript has a single exon.
AUGAUCGAGGAGAUGGUGUCGGGGGGUCACUCGGUGACCAUCUUCUUCUACAACCCGAACAUCCACCCGCGCGCCGAGUACGAGAUCCGCAAGGCGGAGAACAAGCGGUACGCGGCGGAGCUCGGCAUCGCCUUCGUCGACGCGGACUACGACGUGGACGAGUUCCACCGGAGGGCGCGCGGCCUCGAGUUUGAGCCCGAGCGCGGCCGGCGCUGCAGCAUGUGCUUCGACAUGCGGAUGGACGUGACGGCGGAGUACGCGUCGCAGCACGGCUUCGACUGCUUCACCACGACCAACGCGACCUCGCGCUGGAAGGACAUGAAGCAGGUCAACGCGUCGGGGCUGCAGGCGGCCGCCAAGCACGGCUUCCGGCCGUACUACUGGGUGUACGACUGGCAGACCGACGGGAUGACCGCGCGCAAGUACCGGAUCAACGCGGAGCAGCGCUUCUACAAGCAGGA